Messenger RNA from Lachancea sp. 'fantastica', 996 nucleotides. NCBI's taxonomy places the organism in Eukaryota, Fungi, Ascomycota, Saccharomycetes, Saccharomycetales, Saccharomycetaceae. The record is from the annotation of a GenBank genome assembly.
AUGUCGACUAUGGGGACUAAGGUCAUACGAACCAAUGAGGGCCACUUGCUAGAAAUUACAGACGAAAACGUUCAGUCCGUCAAUGCUCUCAAAUCCAAGCUAAAACGAAACAUCGGUGACGAAGAAGAUCCCUCACAGGAUAUUGAUCAAGAGCAUGAUUCCAAGAAAUCCAAGCCCCAAAGUCCUAUUCCAGAGUCCACAGGACAUUUGCCAAAAAAUUCAGACGAUUUUAGACAGUAUCAUCAGGCUAAAAGCAGAGUACGAGAUUUUUACAAGGAGCAGCACGAGAAGCAAACUAUGGCAUUUAACUUGCAAGCUAGAGUGAAUUUCAAGACAAAAACCAGAGCCAAAAUGACUAUCUGGGACGCAUUAUGCAAAUUGAGCAUGUUGAUAGACGAUUCAGACCCAGACACUGAGUUAUCUCAAAUCGAUCAUGCUUUACAAACAGCAGAGGCAAUUCGUGCAGAUGGGUUGCCUCGUUGGAUGCAACUUGUGGGUUUGAUCCACGAUUUGGGCAAAAUUCUCUACUUUUUUGAUAGCGAAGGUCAAUGGGAUGUUGUGGGGGACACUUUCCCCAUCGGUUGCAAGUUUGCAAACGAGAUCAUAUUCCAAGAGUUCUUUGAGGGCAAUCCAGACAAUUCGCAUCCCAUUUACUCCACUGAACUUGGCAUAUACGAAAAGGGUUGUGGUUUAGGCUCUGUGAUGAUUUCAUGGGGUCAUGAUGAAUACAUGUACUACAUUGCAAAGAGCCAGUCUACACUUAACGAAAAGGCAUUGGCCAUGAUAAGGUACCAUUCUUUCUAUCCGUGGCAUAGAGAGGGCUCGUAUCGAUAUCUCCUGAAUAAAAAGGAUCACGAAAUGUUGCAAGAGGUACAGGCUUUCAAUAAGUACGACCUGUAUUCUAAGUCGCUAAAACGGCACAGCAUCAAAGAGUUGGAGCCCUACUACCUCGAGCUCAUAGACGAAUUUUUCCCGGCAAAGUAUGUUGAAUUCUGA